This is a messenger RNA of Scleropages formosus (Asian bonytongue), 3083 nucleotides long. RefSeq names its product heat shock 60 protein 1 (gene hspd1). Gene Ontology annotation, biological process: protein refolding. The record is from RefSeq and is a predicted model, not a curated record. Gene Ontology annotation, molecular function: ATP binding; ATP-dependent protein folding chaperone. The coding region runs from base 128 to 1849 and encodes 573 amino acids. NCBI's taxonomy places the organism in Eukaryota, Metazoa, Chordata, Actinopteri, Osteoglossiformes, Osteoglossidae. The transcript is spliced from 11 exons.
AAACCCACGUGGGCUCCAGUUCAGAACCUACGCGCACUGCAAGUUCAUUCUGUUCGACUUACAGCUCCUUCUGACAGUCAAGCAGUCAGCACGACUAAAACCGUCCUCGCUAACUUUACCUUUCAAAAUGUUCCGUUUGCCCAGUGUAAUGAGACAGGUGCGACCAGUGUGCAGGGCACUGGCCCCCCACCUCACCCGUGCCUAUGCUAAGGAUGUUAAAUUUGGAGCAGAUGCCCGUGCCCUUAUGCUGCAGGGUGUGGACCUUUUGGCUGAUGCUGUUGCUGUCACCAUGGGGCCCAAGGGCCGCACAGUCAUCAUCGAACAGAGCUGGGGUAGCCCCAAGGUUACUAAGGAUGGUGUGACCGUAGCCAAGAGCAUUGACCUCAAGGACAAAUACAAGAACAUCGGUGCCAAACUGGUUCAGGAUGUAGCUAACAACACAAAUGAAGAGGCUGGGGAUGGUACCACUACCGCUACAGUGCUGGCACGGGCCAUUGCAAAGGAGGGCUUUGAUACCAUUAGCAAGGGUGCCAACCCUGUGGAGAUCAGGCGUGGUGUCAUGCAGGCUGUAGAGACUGUCAUCAGUGAGCUCAAGAAACUCUCCAAGCCUGUCACCACUCCUGAGGAGAUUGCGCAGGUGGCCACUAUUUCUGCAAACGGUGACUUUGAGAUUGGUAGCAUUAUUUCUGAUGCCAUGAAGAAAGUUGGCCGCAAGGGGGUGAUCACCGUAAAGGAUGGCAAAACCCUGCAUGAUGAGCUGGAAAUCAUUGAGGGCCUGAAGUUUGACCGUGGGUACAUCUCCCCUUACUUCAUCAACACAGCCAAAGGUCAGAAAUGUGAAUUCCAGGAUGCCUAUCUGCUUUUAAGUGAGAAAAAGAUCUCCAGUGUACAGAGCAUUGUCCCUGCCCUUGAGAUUGCCAACCAGCACCGGAAACCCCUAGUCAUUGUGGCAGAGGAUGUGGAUGGAGAAGCCCUCAGCACCCUGGUGCUCAACAGGCUGAAGGUUGGGCUACAGGUUGUCGCAGUAAAGGCCCCUGGUUUUGGAGACAACAGAAAGAACCAACUACAGGACAUGGCUGUUGCUACUGGGGGCACUGUAUUUGGUGAUGAAGCACUGGGCCUUGCAGUGGAGGAUAUCCAGGCACAUCACUUUGGAAGGGUGGGUGAGGUGCUGGUGACCAAGGAUGACACCAUGCUGCUGAAAGGCAGUGGGGACCCAGCUGCCAUUGAGAAGCGGGUGGCGGAGAUCAGUGAGCAGCUUGAGAGCACCACCAGUGACUAUGAGAAGGAGAAGUUGAAUGAGCGGCUGGCCAAGCUGUCUGAUGGUGUAGCUGUUAUAAAGGUGGGAGGCACAAGUGAUGUGGAAGUGAAUGAGAAAAAGGACCGCGUAACAGAUGCUCUGAAUGCAACACGAGCGGCAGUCGAAGAGGGUAUUGUACCUGGCGGAGGCUGUGCUCUGCUGCGCUGUAUCCCUGCACUUGACAACAUCAAACCCCUCAAUUCUGACCAGAAGAUUGGGAUUGACAUCAUUCGCCGUGCUUUGCGCAUCCCAGCAAUGACCAUUGCCAAAAACGCAGGGGUUGAGGGCUCUUUGGUGGUAGAGAAGAUCCUGCAGAGUGGGUCAGAAAUUGGCUAUGAUGCACUGCAGGGCGAGUAUGUCAACAUGGUGGAGAAGGGCAUCAUUGACCCCACUAAGGUUGUCAGGACAGCUUUGCUGGAUGCAGCAGGUGUGGCAUCCCUUCUCUCUACUGCAGAAGCUGUUGUUACGGAGAUUCCCAAGGAGGAAAAAGAAGCCGCCAUGCCUGGUGGCAUGGGGGGCAUGGGUGGCAUGGGUGGGGGCAUGUUCUAAAGCCCCUCUGAGUGCAAAACCAGACUUAAUGUUGGUGGAAGGGGCAGCUAGACACAUUGUUCCAGUCUUCUCCACCUCCAAAACUCACUGGCAAUGAGUUUCACCUAACAGACAUGCCCACCAGCUCUGACCCUCUGCUGUCCUGUAUUGGAAGUUCCCUACUUUCUCAUCCAACUUGGAACAUACUCCAUACUGUCAAACACACACCUUCAAGGCUUUGUCAAGAGUCUGUUUGCAGUGUAACAAAGGAGCUGUCAGUUUUAUUGUAUACAGGGAAGGGUAGUUACUUAUUUUCUUGGUCAGUGGUUCAGUUGUGCCCCUUAUUUUAAAUUACACUACUUGAGUUGCCUUUUUCUGUGAAGUGUGUUUUUUCUACCUGAAAAAAUUUAACACACAAACAAAUUACUUACUUGCCAGCCCUCAGUUUGAGUCCAAGGAGUGGUUUUUCUUAAACCUGUGCUUAGUUUUCAUGUCUUGUGGAUACUCAUUCCAUAAUAUAAGGUUGUUGGUAAGACUUAAUGAAGAAGGCAUCCCUUAAUGAUCAUUUAUCAGUGUAGUUUAUAGACAUUUUUGAAAGAUGGCAACAUAGAGGCAUAUAGUCCAGACAGCAGUGAAGGGGGAUAUGGUCAAGUAGUUAUGUGAUGGUUCUUUAACUUCUCUGUGCCCACUGUGGAAAUAACUAUCUCGAAAGUGGUUUUUAUCAAGUCUUAAACAGCCACUUCUCUUACCUGGAAGGUGCCCCAAUGUUUAAUCCAUAACUACAGAGAAGCUAGGAGGAAUAAGUGGAUAUUUUUAUAUUGGGCAGUAGCCAAGAGGCAAUAUUCAGAAAACAUUACUUUGAUUACACAACUGUGGUGUGACUUCCUUCACAUGUUAAAACAUUUUCAUUGACCUUACUGUAACCCUUAGGUUGUUUGUGUUUUGUGUUGGGGGGGGGAAUUGAUGGGUCUGAGUGGUGGGGGUGUGAAUUAGACAUCCCCAUUUCACAGCAGUUCAUCACUUAUCUUGCGCGUUACACAUAUGGCAUCAAUACUGCAGCUGUGUGUUAUAUGAACCUGAGUGCAUCUGUCCAGCUGUGGAAUGGGGAUUUAAAGGUGUUACUCUGAAAUACAGUAUGUAACAGACAUUCUUUUCUUAAUUUCUUUUUUCCUUUGAAGAAGCAGCAGUGAUAAUUCAACUUUGUUUUUUACAAUGUAGUGUAAUUUUUUAUUUAAUAAAAGCUGAAUGUACAUCA